AGAUCAUACACACAAAUAUAAGUAAUAAAGCACAUUAAAUGUGUUUUUAAUUACAUAUUUGUGAUGUGUUCAGCAAUUCUGGUGUUCAUUUGUUGGUUGGUGUUGUAUUUUCAAUAUUCCUGUGAAAAGUUAGCGUAAGGGCAACUGUGGCUCCAGAGCCUAUCCUGGGCACACUGGGUGUAUCCUGGGAAUGUAUCCUGAAUGGGAUGCCAGGGCACCAUGCAAAUGCACAUUCACACAGCCAAUUCACCUGCCUGCAUGUUUCUGGGAGGUGUGAGGAAACCAGACAACCCGGACGAAACCCACACAGGCACGGCGAAAACAUACACAGAAACACGAUACACACAGUAACCCAAGCCUAGGAUCAAACCAGAAACCCGGGAGUUGUUAUUGCAUUGUUCUUAAGCUCCCCUGAGAAAAAAAAAGCCUGUAAAACUGCGUAAAAAUUUCUGUUUAGCCACAAACAAAAGUCCUUCCAACCACUUCUCUUAAAUAGACAUUGUGUGUAAGAGAUCACCCUCUGCACCACAGUACUACACACACAGCACCAGGAACUGAAAUAUGACACAUUACUGCAGUGCUUCUCUUUUACACUUAAAUGAGCCUAAAUUCCAGCUGUCUCUUUUUUCGAACAUGUGCAGAAAUUAUCGAGAAGGCUUCUGACUUUCUGCAGUGUGGAUGUCAAGCAUGCCAGCUAAUUACAAUGGGACAUGGGUCACUGUGGAAAAUGAAAACCUUGAAAGUUACACUCCUUGAAUACAAUCUUUCAAAUAUACUAGGCUGUGCUAUUUAAGGAGCUUGUAUAUUAUUAUUUGAAUUGUUUCUUAUUUAUUAAGAGAAUUUAGGAGGAUCAUUGCUGUUAAUUAAUAAAUAUGUGUUAAUGCUUCCCAGUAACUUGUGUCGCAAGCUACUUUGGAUUUUAUAAAUAUUUAAUUCUGAAAAAUAACUCUAGGGCAUGAGUGUGACACAUAGUCAUGUAUUCACACUAGCCAUGACUGGCAUCUCCUCUUCAGUUAAUUCUUCCCACUCUGUGCGGGAUUUGGCAACUAGACCACAGCGUCCUGCUUGCGGCCCCGCAAAAGGCUGGCAUGACCUUGGUUUCCUCCACUGCUUUAUCUAGUGGUUGGAACACUCUGAGCAGAUCUGCUGGCCCAAACGCAGAGAGAUUUGGCACCUUCAGCCAGGUCACCUGUGCCUGUGGGUCUGUCCUUUGGCCAUCUGCCUAAAUCACAUUGCCUGAUUCUAAUAAUACUAACUUCUUAUCAGGGAUUGUUAGACAGUGGCAAGUCCUCAUCUAUGCUAAUGGCAUAUGUGGCAGCCAUUGCAGCACAUAGCACUUUGGAUAGCAUCACUUUGGCAAAAAAAAAAUAGUUGGGGAACUGCAUGCUCUGUGAAUAAGCUCACCUUGCAUACGUUGGUGGCCAGAUAACUCUGGGGUGACCUUGUGGUUGAAUUCAGGAUUCCUGACCAAGGGCAUAUCACCCAACUUAGUGAAUCAGAAGAUUGACUUUGCAACUUUCUUCCUUGUUGCACUCUACAAUACACACCCUAAAGUAUUAUUUAAACCAAUUGAUGGCCAUUCUAUCCUCAAACCACACCUUUGAGGGAAGUAUCAGUUGGGUUUUUUUCUAAGCAGAGGCUGGGCCACUGGGUGGUGGACAUCAUCAGUAUGGCUAGAAGCCCAGGCCCUACUUUAGCAUGCCAUUCUACAAGGAGCAUCAUUUCCUAAUGGGCAUUAUUUAGAGGCAUGUUGCUCCAAGAAGUGGUACUGCUGAUACCUGGGCAUCACCAGGCAAUUGCUCCAGGCUCUACAAGGUUUAACAUGACUCUUCCCAGCAGUGAAAGUGAGGCAGGCAUCUUUCAGCACCUUUCUGGUUAGUCCAGUCCUCAUUACAUUGUGGCUUACAUUAUCCAGGUGAUUCUCACUGCCCCAGGCAGUUGGGAGGGAUGAAAUAGGAGGUUAAUUACAUAUGUAACUGUAGUUCUUUGAAAGUUCAGUUUAAUAUGAAUUACACAUCAUUACAUGACUUGCUUGGAAGGUCUCAGCAUGUGUGCAAACAAGAAGGUGUCCAGGUGAUUCAUACCUCCCCUGGCAUUUAUCCAGGGUACAUAAAACGAUACAUAGAGUUAGAUGCGUAAUUAGCAUUUUGUCUAUUAAAUUAGUAGCUUUGUUUAGUUAGUAUAAAACAAAAUAUACUACACACUGUUAAAUGUUUAGCAUCACCAUAUUAUACUACUGGUAUAUACUAAACUACUAUACUACUACUUUUGGUAUAUAAUAUAUGGAAAUGGUCUAUCAUAUUUGAAAUCUAUCAUAUUUAUAGGACUUUUUUUUUGUCCUUUUUCCCAUACAAAACUAACUUGCCUUGGCUAAAAAUGUUGAUUAUAUGAACAUUAUUUUUUUUAUUUUUACAUUUCAAAGUGAUUUAUAAUUGACAAAAUCCUGUUUUUGUGCCUGGUCCAUCCACAGGAUGGUGCUAUAUGCAAAGUUCACGUGAAAUGGCCUUUAUUUUACAACUAAGCCCAUAAGAAGAUCAGCAGCAUUCUGCCUGUUUGAGUGACUCUGUGCCUUAGAAAGAAAUGUUUCAUCACUUCUUGCUUCAUGCAGCUUUUCAGAGCAGCAGAUGGCUUCCACGAAACCAGCGGCUGAAAUUCCAAAUAGUUCUUUUUAUUUUUGUGGUUCUUUUUCUGACACCCCAGGUUUACAUAUUGACAAGGCCAAAGUCUUCCCGCUACUGUGAAAAGCCGCUCUUGAACAACCUCAUAGCUCUCAUUGUGUUUUCAGUCAUGGCUACAGGCUUAGCAGUGACCCUUACUCUCACUGACCCUGUGCCCAAGAGUAUCAGGGCAGCUUAUCACACAUUCGGAGUGCUCUCAUUCACUCAGGGACUUUGUACCAUCAUUCUGACCUUCAAUGCUCCCCAGUGUGAGAAUACCACGCCAGAGCUCUAUCUCUUUUCACUGGUACUUUCAUGGGCUUGUAUCAUAUCAACAGCAUUCUUCAUGAUAAGAGGCUGCCUUUGGAUGUUCCACAGAAAGUAUCCAAACUGGUACAGAGAAACAUGGCUCUAGGCUGGUGUGUGAGCCACUGUCUGACUCAAUGCCUCAUACAGCCCAUGUAUUAUUGAGAGCCUCCUGUUGCGUUUGAGAUGGGUCUUCCGCUGAGCUCGGUUAGCUCCUGUUACAAAGGAUAUUGGUUUACAGUGCUGGCCAUACGAACCGCUAAAAAGUAAAAUGAACUUCAUAGCAGCACACCAUAAAUCCUUCUGCAGAUUAGUAGACUGUACAUUGCAUGUAAAUUAAAUAUUUUAUCAAAGUAAUAUAUCUUUUGCACAAUAAUAAUAAUUAUUAUUAAAAUAAUAUUGAAAUAUUUGCUGCAGUUGAAAAUGUAUUAAUUUCUGCUGAAUGACUGAGAAUCAUGCUUUAACAUUAAGAU
Pangasianodon hypophthalmus (striped catfish) is the source of this 3436-nucleotide messenger RNA. RefSeq lists its product as uncharacterized. The record is from RefSeq and is a predicted model, not a curated record. Lineage: Eukaryota; Metazoa; Chordata; Actinopteri; Siluriformes; Pangasiidae. Bases 2581 to 3072 code for a protein of 163 amino acids. The transcript has 7 exons.